Mucor velutinosus is the source of this 3009-nucleotide messenger RNA. RefSeq lists its product as uncharacterized. The transcript has 3 exons. Bases 1 to 3009 code for a protein of 1002 amino acids. Gene Ontology annotation, biological process: nuclear-transcribed mRNA catabolic process, nonsense-mediated decay. Gene Ontology annotation, cellular component: telomerase holoenzyme complex. NCBI's taxonomy places the organism in Eukaryota, Fungi, Mucoromycota, Mucoromycetes, Mucorales, Mucoraceae. Gene Ontology annotation, molecular function: protein binding; telomerase RNA binding; telomeric repeat DNA binding. The record is from RefSeq and is a predicted model, not a curated record.
AUGCAAACAAGUGUUCCUUCAGAGUUAAAUAAGUCUUCCAACAACAAUAGCGCCAGUGCUGCUACUACGGCAACCGCAACAGCAGCGCCUCGUCGUAGAAGAAGACGUCCUAGAAAUAGAAGAAAGCAAAAAUCAGCUGCUACUACUGCUCCCUCAGCAAACACAACAGCACAACACCAUCAAGCACCAGCAGAAGAUCUCGAAGAGACUUUCCAGGAAAAGACGCUCAAUUUGGCCGACCUGUCGAGUGAGGCGCAUGCUUUGGAGAAACAGCUUGCUGAAUUGCAGACACAGUUAAAGAUCAAUUAUGCCAACAUGCCCGGUAAAGAGCAGGGUCGUAUUGCCAGCGCUAUUGCAGCAGAACAAAUCGCGGCAACAGAGGAGGAAAUUGUGUACGUACGACACAGCCUGAAAAAGACCUACCGUCAGAUAUUCUCCACCGACCUCAUGUAUGCGACAACACACCAUAUUGAAGACAAAUUAUGGCGCUACAUAUUUUACGCAGGCAUCGAAGACAUGCGUGGCAAGUUGCGCAAGGUGAAGCCCGAAGACGUAGACAAGAACAUUGCUCUUCAAAAGGCUUUGUUUCAUCGCAUUGAUGCCGCAUUCAAAUUUUAUCGCGAACUCAACAACACAGUGAAGGCUUCCUAUCACAUUGAUACCAAGGUACUGGGCAUUGAUUUGGUCCAUCAGAAAGCAGCCAGCGACGAUGAGAGGAUGGGAAUACUGCUGCAAUCCAACUACAUCUGUAUGGGUGAUUUGGCGCGUUACCAUGCUCAGCAGGCCAUGGCAUCCAAGAGCGUAAAAAAAACCAUGGAUUAUUGGGCACUGUCAAAGUCGUGUUAUUUGAAGGCUAUUGAUGUGUAUCGGAAGAAUGGCAAGCCCUAUUCUCAACUGGCUCUUGUGUCCAUGUCGAAUGGAAAUGCAAUGGAUGUUGUCUGGUACUAUUGCAUGAGCUUGGCUGUGAAGCACCCCUCUAGUGUCGGCAGAGACAAUCUAAAGUCAUUCUACUCAAAGAUUCGGUUCAGCACCAAGCCAAAAGACGACAGUUUGGCAAGCAUGAUAUCGCAUUUUGUAGAGUCCUUUUUGCACAUGCACCGCACGGUCAUGUUCAAUCAGAAAGACAGCGACGAAUUCGCCUCGACGCUCACUGUCGCUGCUCAACUGGGCACCGCAUUGUCUACGCUCAUACUCACCGCCAUUGAAGAACAGGAGGAUCAAGAAGCUGUUGCGUUGUCAAAGUCAUUGCUGUCCAUGCUGCACAUCAUGCGUACCACGUUAACGCGCAGUGUCACCAUUUUGAUGAUCUCUGUGUGGAUAGCAGGCGAGAGGCUGCGAGACAAGGCCAACUACAAUGUUCGCUCCAUUAUUCUAUCGUCUCAGAUAUACAUGUAUAUCUUUGCUUUCCAGUUACUUACAGGUGUUUAUCGAUCCUCACGCCAGGCAUUGGAGCAAGCUAAAGAAGCCCUCGUCCCUGACAAGUUCUGCCAGCUGGAAACCAUGGUGGAAGAAGCCUUACUUCCUGGACUGAGUAUCUGGUCCACUUUUCUCUAUACCAACACCACGCCUAUCGCCCAAUACUGCAUGACCGCUGCCAACGAUGUGAGAAACAGAGAGCCCGAGAAAAAGACGCUUGUCAAAUCCAUUCAAUCCUUCUUGUCGCUGCUCAUUAGCCAUCCUGCCUUUCCUGAUCCCGUACUGAAUGUGCUCCCACCUACUUAUCCCAUGUCUGAAGACCUCGUGCUGCUUGGUAUUGUGCCUCUGUUCUCUUUCCACAGCCAUGUUGACUUUUUUAAAGAAACCGCCUACCAAGUGGACGAUACAAAAAGCCCAGAAGCACGCAAGCAAGUGCGCUGGGGCCGUGUGCGCGACAUGAUCAAAAAGAUGGCUGAUUCCAACUCAUUUGACUUUAUUCAAUAUAAUCAGAACGAGCAAAAGUACAGCGUCAUUGAUGAAAAUGCCAAGCGUCAGCAGCAGGGUCGAUUCAUGAAAGCAUUGGCAACACAACGUCUAAUGGAGCAGGUGUCGUCUCUGGAGAAGAAUGUGAACCGCAUGGCAUUGAGCAAGCGUACAAAGAGUAACAGCAGCAACAAUGGUGAAGACGCUGCUGAUCCACUUGUCAAGCGAGACGUUUACACAUGUGUCAUUGAUGCCACUGCAUUCCUGGAUGGUUUGAGCAAGGUCAAGAGAUGGGCCAGUCAAACGCUCAAUGUGAAUCGUCGUUCUCAGGGCAGUAUUCUGGAGGUUGUUGUGCCUUUGGAGGUCAUUGAUGUCCUGGAUGAAUACAAAAAGGGUACUUCGCAUCUCAACAUGCAGGCACGCGAGUCGAUUCGUUUCCUGGAUCAAAAAUUGCUUGAGAGCAAUAACAAGACGGAGGCACCUACAUCGUCUUUCCUCAGAACGCAAAAGGUUACCGAGAAACUGGCUGAUUGGGGCGAAGCCAAGGCUUUCUGGAUUGGCGAAGAGAGCAGAUCCAAUGUCGUAGAUCAUCUUAUUUCUGAUGGAGAGGAGGAAGAAGACCAAGCCAUGGACUCGGAUGUGGAAAUCGAAUCUGACGUAGAAUCCACCAGCAGUUCCAAUGAAGAUUUGUUCAAGCCAAGAAGACGAGCUACUGAUGAUGAUGACAAUACCGAGUCUGAAUCAGAAAUGGAGACAGAUUCAGCAGAGGACAGUUCAGCAUCUGAAGACGAAGGCGAAGCAGAGGAAGAAUACGAGGAGGAUGAAGAUGAAAAUGUGCCUUACACUUUGGAAGAUGUACCCAAAUCCUACCGACCCAUUCUCAGCUGUCUCCUGUAUUAUCACAGCAAACAACAAGCAAGACAAGACGGUCAGCCAGAACGCCUUGUCCUCGUUACCAACGACGAAGAUCUAGCUUGGUGGGCUGAACUCUUUGGUGAUCCUACAGCUCGCAAACGACUGCUGAUUAAAACUGUCAAUGAGUGGGAUCAAAUGAUCAGCAAACUGGAUUUCGAAAAGGUCUAUGAAUACUCGUGGAACCAAAAUCGCUAA